GAAGGUUGGGGCUCUCAAGCUGUAGCAGGAGGAAGUUGUGGGGUACCCAUCCUCUGAGGAUCUUAUGUAUGGAUCUGAGGAACCUCUUCUGUAGGAGAUGCUGGGGGGCACUAUGGCUGAGGCACCAUAUGUUUGCGUAAAGAUACCCACCUUGUAGACUGACCUCCUGGCUGCAAGUGGUGACUUAGUCUGAAGCUUGGAUAUCCACUGGGGGAAAUCAUCUGCUGGACUGUGGUCCCUUGGGGCUGCAGGAUUGGGAACAGAGGGGUCUGGAUUUGGUGCUGCAGAGAUCCCUGUAUUGGAGCAGGGUUGGGGCGAUCAUGGACCACAUCAGUUGGGUGCAUCUUGGCAAGGACACUACAUUAUGCGCUGAAUGAUGCCUGGGGGUCCCUAUGGAUGCCAGCCCCGUGUCCCCCCUAAACAAGAAGGUCCUGCUCUUCCUCACCAUGUUCUUUCUAUGCCUUUAUAUGUUCUACUCCUGUGCCGGCUCAUGCGCUUCCCUCCCAGCUCCCACUACUCCUGGUCAGCCGGGGCUGCUCUCCCAGCUCCUGCUCAGGGCUGAGUCCAGGCUCCCUGGAGUGGAAGACAUGGGGACCAUCUCCAGCUUCUCUAGUGGCUCUGGGAGCAAGAAGCUGCCUCAGGCCAUCAUUAUUGGAGUGAAGAAGGGGGGCACCCGGGCGCUACUGGAGUUCCUGAGGGUGCACCCCGAUAUCAGGGCAGUGGGGGCUGAACCUCACUUCUUUGAUAGGAACUAUGACAAGGGACUGGACUGGUACAGGGAUUUAAUGCCAAGGACUCUGGACGGUCAGAUUACAAUGGAGAAGACCCCCAGUUACUUUGUAACCAAGGAGGCGCCAGCUCGUAUCGCUGCCAUGUCGAAGGACGCCAAACUAAUUGUAGUAGUGAGAGACCCAGUGACCAGAGUUAUAUCAGACUACACCCAGACAUUGUCCAAACGGCCAGACAUACCCACGUUUGAGAGUCUGACCUUUAAAAACAGGACUACGGGUCUUAUAGACAUCUCAUGGAGUGCCAUCCAGAUUGGCAUCUAUGCCAAGCACUUGGAGAACUGGCUCCAAUAUUUCCCCAUCAACCAGAUCCUCUUUGUAAGUGGGGAAAGGCUAAUCACAGAUCCUGCCGGGGAGCUGGGACGUGUUCAGGAUUUCCUUGGCCUUAAACGGAUCAUCACCGACAAACAUUUUUAUUUCAAUAAGACUAAGGGUUUUCCAUGCCUGAAAAAGGCAGAGGGGAGCAGUAAACCGCACUGUUUGGGCAAAACCAAGGGCAGGACUCACCCCAAUAUAAACCCUCAAGUUGUCCAGCGACUGCGAGAGUUCUACAGGCCUUUUAACAUGAAGUUCUAUCAGAUGACUGGACACAAUUUUGGCUGGGACUAAAAACCCUUUGGGGCACUAAUUUAAUUUGAAGUCAACAAAUAUAUUCAUAUUUGUGUCUGUAAAAAUACAAAAAAGUGUACAGAGAUCUAUUUUAUUAUAAUUUAUUUGUAAUUCGUAAGCAAUUAAUUCACUAAGCUGCCUAACCGUGUUUUGUACCCAUAGUGCGUUAACAUUCCAUCUCCAGGGGAAACCCAGGACUAGCAUGGCCCAUGCCCUGCUGGCACUGCUCUCUGGCCUGCUAAGGGUUAACCUUCCCCGUUUAUGGUGCUCCUAUAACAGUCAAAUACUGAAUGAGAUAAAAGCACAAUGCAGUUACCUUGGUACGUUCUGAUGUUUACGGGUAUUGAAAUGUCACUCACAAUCAUCUCCUCUCUUGCAUUAUAUGUGUGACAUAUUGGGCAUUUUUACUUCCCACCCUCACAGUUUACAAAGUUAUACUUAUAUGGGGAUGUCAAGUGAACUCAUUGGUCUUACUUUUGUCACUGUCAUCUGUGUGGUGUCUAGGAUGUUGCAUGUUUUAAAACAUGACACAGUUUAUUUAAACAGCUGAUAAGUGGAAGACAUUUUUUUCCAUAAUGCCAUAAAAACCCCAUUAACCCUUUCACUACCGUAAGGAUCUUCAUUGGGCAUUUUACAACCUGCUGCUAUCUCUGAAGAUUGCAAAUGAAGUACAGGAAAUAAAAAGUACAUCUGGGUAGCUGUGUUGGCUUUUGUAGACUAGUGGGUAUUUAUCUAAGCACAGCACUCUCAAAGUUAUUUUUUCUUUUGUAAAUGUGGGGUCUUUGGUAAAUAUCCCAUUGAAGCUUAGAUGGUUGUGUGGGGCUCAUAAACACAUUUUACCAACUCAGUGAUUGUCUAUGUUUCUCCUGGUAUUGUUCCUUAUGCAAGAUACACAAUUAAUUGUCACCCUGCACAUCAUAUUGUAAGUCUACUUCAAGCCAUACCUUAAAGUCUAUAGUAUAUAACAGUAAAAAUAUUAUUAACCAAGGUAAACUUGGACCCCAGUCUACUUGAUCAGAAAGUCCAUUAUGGUGGCAUCUGCUAAGGGAUAAACAGUGUCCUGGUUCAUUCUAAAUGUUCUGUUUUCAUGCUAAUUACUUAUCUCACACUGAUUGCCAUUAAUUAACCUAUUGCUGUCCCCUCUGGCAGCCAAUGAGUUAAUAUAACUUUAUUGAGUGUCAAACAUUAGUACAAACUAAACAAACAUCCAUGCAGUUAGCUGAUAAUUUUCACAGCUUUGAAGCCAGUUGUUCUGAAAUGUAAAGAGUGUUAUCUUGUAUGGAUUACAAACCAUCUGUAGCAUCAGGUCUUUAUAGAGUGUGAACACGUUUAGAAGCCUUUAGAUGCCAUUUUCAGUCGCCAGAUACGGCAAUGCCCUACUGACUUUAUAAAUCAUUUUUCUUUUCUCCAGAUAAAUUAAUCAUUUACAUUUCCGGUACUUUUGGCACCUGGAACAAAUCAGUAAAUUCUCUUCUCAUUACAAUGAGCUUUUAACGAUGCCUUUUUAAAAUGAUGAAAUCCGUUCAAUUAAACCUCAGUAUUCUCUUUUGGCAACCAUGCAGCAUUUUAUAGCUACUAGACAAAUAAAUGCAGAUUUAACCCUUACCCAAACAAGUACUUCCCAAGCUUAAACAAACUUUGCACAUUUUCUGAGACUUCCUACAUCAGGGGGUGGUUGAUGCUAGUGAUAUUUCUUUAACUCUUUGGCUACCAGAGAGGACUGCAACUCAUUGCACAGGAAUGCAUUUCAGCGCAUUCUGGCAGCCAAAUAGUUAAUCAGGGACCCAUUCUAACAAAACAAACUGAGAGUAACUGACUUUAGCACUUUUGUUUAAACCACAAAGGUGUUUAAUUCACUGCUGCUAAGAAUUUAAUGGCUAUGCAGAUAUCUGUAGAAGUAUUACGAACCCAGGUAUUAGAAUGUGGCAAAAAAAGGAUAAAUGUGCGUGGAAGGAAUUGCGUGUGACUCUAUAUGAAUAGAUACUCUGUCGUAUGCCUUGGUUACCAUGGAGACAAGGCCUACACAGCCGUAAAGCACUCUCGGGUGUGUCAUUUCGUUUCGCUCUGUGGUUACUUUUAGAAUUUAUUAUUAAAAAAAAAAUAAAUAAAAUAAUGGUUGAGUUUUAUUCAGCCAUGUUUUACAAAUCCAUAUCACUUUUAUUGCUUCCUAUUCUUUAACCUGUUUAGUAUAUAUAAAUAUAUAUAUCUAUAUAAAUUAAAAUAAAAUAAGAACACGAGAAACUGAAAAAAUGUGUACAUUGUAAAUCACUAUUUUGUUGUAUGUAUGAUACAAAAUUAAUUUUACACAGAAAAAAAAGAUGUUUCUAAAGCAUAUUGCGUACUGAUAAUUCAUACUAUUUCUUUGUAUGAGCAAAUAAAAGUAUAUUUUACCAAGAUAAAAA
Messenger RNA from Bombina bombina (fire-bellied toad), 3799 nucleotides. Its product is annotated as heparan sulfate glucosamine 3-O-sulfotransferase 3B1. The transcript is spliced from 2 exons. The record is from RefSeq and is a predicted model, not a curated record. Lineage: Eukaryota; Metazoa; Chordata; Amphibia; Anura; Bombinatoridae. Bases 393 to 1397 code for a protein of 334 amino acids. Gene Ontology annotation, molecular function: [heparan sulfate]-glucosamine 3-sulfotransferase activity.